CACAAAAUAAUAAUUUUUCAACUUCCGAAAGUGCAGAGGAAGUUUUAUUUUCUUUAAAUUUCCCCAUUGUUCGCGGCGUCACUCUGGUGUUUUUUUCUCCCUUGUUCCACUUUCUUCUUCUCCUUGUUCGCCUACAAAAGCCCCUCAAAACGAAUAACUUCAAGCUGACUCUGAGCUGAAACAAGAUGAAGAAACUGAAGACUUAUUAUAUGCAAAUACGACAUCACAAUGCCCACCAAACAACAGUCGAAAGAAAAUGGAUUUUUCCUCUUGCAAUCGGCUCAAUACUCUCUCUAUUCCUCCUCUUUCUCACCACUUUAACUUCACCGGACGGCACGCCGCUUUUGCCGUUUUAUCGUUCAUUUUCGUUUUCUGGGUCUUCAAUUUUUGUUGAAUCCAAACUUCAGCCUAUUCCUGUUGUUACACUGCCUCCGUCUCCACGUUUUGCUUACAUGAUCUCCGGAUCUGUGGGGGACGGUAACAUGACGAAACGUACCCUUUUGGCGCUGUAUCAUCCUAAUAAUGUUUAUGUUCUUCAUUUGGAUAGGGAGGCGUCUGAUGCCGAGCGUUUAGAUCUGAAGAAUUUUGUCGAUGAGCACCCUUUGUUUGUGCAGUUUCGGAAUGUUAAGGUGAUUGGUAAGGCCAAUCUUGUGACUUAUAGAGGGCCUACAAUGGUGGCCACUACGUUACAUGGGGCUGCAAUUUUGUUGAGGGAAGGUGGAGAGUGGGAUUGGUUUAUUAAUCUCAGUGCAUCUGAUUAUCCACUUGUGACUCAGGAUGAUCUGUUGCAUACGUUUUCGUAUUUGCCGAGGGAUCUGAAUUUCAUUGAUCAUACUAGCAAUAUUGGGUGGAAAGAGUUCCAGAGGGCGAGACCGGUAAUAAUAGAUCCAGGGUUGUACAUGACAAAGAAAGCUGAUGUAUUUUGGGUUACACAGAAGAGGAGUGUACCAUCUGCAUUUAAACUCUUUACAGGAUCUGCUUGGAUGGCACUUUCCCGGCCUUUUAUUGACUACUGCAUCUGGGGAUGGGACAACCUACCACGGACUGUCCUCAUGUACUAUUCAAAUUUCUUGUCUUCCCCAGAAGGUUACUUCCACACCGUCAUCUGUAAUGCUCAAGAGUUCCGUAACACCACUGUCAAUAGUGAUCUCCAUUUCAUUUCAUGGGACAAUCCUCCUAAGCAGCAUCCACACUACCUUCAAGAUGCUGACAUGAGAAGGAUGGUUGACAGCAAUGCCCCAUUUGCAAGAAAGUUCCCCCGUGACAAUCCUGUGCUUGACAAAAUUGAUGCGGAGCUCUUGUCCCGAGGUCCAGGAAUGGCUACUCCUGGUGGUUGGUGCAUAGGAACAGGGGAAAAUGGGACAGAUCCAUGUUCUCUUAUUGGUAAUACCACUAGCCUCAGGCCUGGCCCUGGAGCCAAAAGGCUUGAAACUUUGAUAAGCUCCCUGUUGUCAAGUGAGAAAUUCCGGCCAAGACAGUGCAAGUAACAAGAACUGAAGUCUACUGUAGGAGGUGCAUCCCAUUUAUUUUGGGUUAGUUUAUAUCAGAAGACGAAAAAGGAUAUGACCAAGUAAUCAGUUUACCUUCUAGUUGAGAAGAUAGAAAUUAAGCACGCAGAAACUAUAUAUGAUCUCUGGAUUGUAGAGUUGGAUUCUCUGGUUGGUACAGUCACAUGAAAGAGAUGGAUUUCCAGGAAGAUUUCAGCUACGGAGCUGGGAGUACACCUGUAAUACUCUGGUAUAAAUACUGAGCUUGUUAUUCUGUCUUAGUAUCCCAAUUUCUUUGCCCCUUUUCAUUUCCCACAUGCAUUUGCCUUGAUCGAACACCAAGCCUGUUCAGGACUUGGAUUGAUGUCAUGGAAGAGUAUUUGGCUAAAACUGUGUUACAAAAAGAAAAUUCAAUGGAAGAAUCAUAUAACAGAUGAAAAUUCUUAGAAA
Molecule: messenger RNA, 1937 nt
Organism: Mangifera indica (mango)
Lineage: Eukaryota; Viridiplantae; Streptophyta; Magnoliopsida; Sapindales; Anacardiaceae
Product: beta-glucuronosyltransferase GlcAT14B-like
Exons: 4
Coding region: 186-1487 (433 amino acids)
Cellular component (GO): membrane
Molecular function (GO): glucuronosyltransferase activity
Source: RefSeq, a predicted model, not a curated record